UUAUGAUCCAGUAAACGUGGGUAAAUGAUUCACAGUUUCUGAGAUAUGAGUUGAUGAGUUGAAGUACUCUUAACAUGAUGGAAGGUCAUCACAAAGUUCCUUUGUUUUGGACAUGUUUCACAUUCACUACAUUCGGCUUCACAUGUGGUUUUGUCUCAAUGGUUAUGCCUUACUGGUAUGCCAGAUAUCCUCAGUCUCAAAAUCGUUUUGUAAGACUGGGGCUAUGGGAGGUGUGUUUUGAAGGCUAUAUGGCGAAGAAAACUGGAAAUUAUAUGUAUUUUGGAUGUUUCUAUUUAUUUGAUACGAAAAUUUUGACUCUGUGGCCGAUCAUAUUCAGAGAUUGGUUUAUUGCCUGUCAAACUUUUUUCACAUGCAGCUUUGCAACCCAUGUAUUGGCAGAAUGUGUUAUUCUGACUCAAGUUCUCGGCUUGGUCUCCAUUUUCGGGUCACGUGCAGUCUUGUGUAUAAUGGUGACUCUAUCAGUUAACUGUUUUUCAACUUUAGUUAGUUUGAUCACAAUGGGUGUAGGAGUAGACACUGAACAGAAAAUUGAAAAGGCUGCAAAACAUCCUUGGUUAGAAGAUCUUGAUCAGAACUCAUUGUCUUGGUCAUAUGGUAUUGCUGCAAUAUCCCUAUUACCAAGCUGCCUUACAGUUAUAAUUUUAGGAUGGUUUGUUUACCCUAAAAAAUCUCCAUGUGGGCUAUUAAUUAACUCAGCAUGGAAUUGGCCAACAUUGAAUGAUUUGCAAUGUCGUUAUCAUAUGCAUGAUAUGCAUGUUCCAAAAAUCUGUUCAUCUUCAAAUCCUCAAUCAUCAUGUCAUAAUAUCACUACUAUGUCUACAGAUUAUCCGCAUUCAUUGCGCUCUCGUACACUGAUCCAAUCCAGUCAGAUUACUGGUGACCAGUUGUCCAAUGAAUUGAAUAAUAAAAUACUUUGUAAACCAACAUUAUUUCACAAGUCGGGUGCUCAGAUAGAAACAUUAUCAAUGAUAACUGCACAAGACCAAAAUUCUAUAUUGUCUGAUAAUUGUGGCAAAUUGAGUAGUUAUGAUCCACGUUCAGCGGACACAGUAUCACUUUCAUCCUACGAACAACCUCCAUUGAAUUUGUUAUAUAAUCCACAAACUAUAAACAUGAACCACCAGUUCAAUUCAAUAAUGUAUUCAAAAGAGAAUAAUUUUGUAGAAAAUGACUAUUGUUCUUCUAUUGAUUGCAAAACAAAAUUAAUUCAAUCUAAUUUAUUGUCUACAUUUCACAAAUUCUCUGCGCCUUUUUUGAAAGAAUCUACAAAUGAACGAAAACAACCACAAUGUAUUACAAAUUCUGAUUCUCAUUUAAAAUCGAUUUAUUCAAAUAAAUCAUCGAACCUCCGACAGCCUUCAUCUAGUAAUCCAGAUACUUCAAUAUGGACAGAAAAUUCCAUUAUUCAAACUGCUCGUCCGAUGAAAAGAACUAAGCAAAAAAUGAAAACAAAUCAGUUUAUGAAGAAGCUUAUCCCAUCUGAAAAUUUAUUUAAAUUUUCAUCAUCAUUUCCCAACACUGUUCAUAAAUUUUUCAGUAAAACAAAACAAACAAACAAAAAAAGAAAUGAAAAUUGAAUGUUACCAAAAAAAAACGUAAAAAUUAUUUCUUCUCCAUUGAGGGGGUGGAUAUUAAUUUAUUUGAAAAUAUGACUAGUUUAAUUGUUUCUAUUCGCUAAUGAUGAUCAAUUUGUUUGUUUAAAAUAUAACUAUUAUUAUGUUUACUAAACAUUGGUAAGACUAACUCAUUUAAAAUUAGUACAAAGAUUUGUGGAAAUUUAUAUCUUACUACACGGAUUAAUUCUCAUCAUUGAGCGAUCAGGAUUGGAUCCAAGAGAUUCAGGACUUACUGUGACUGCUUGUUUUCAUAUAUUAAAUUUAUUUGAGAUAUACUUUGUUUUCUUCCAGAAAAUUGAAAAUCAAUCAAAUACACCUGUUCAAAAAGCUAAACCAAUGAAUCGAAAGUAAUAAUGAAAAAGGUAAACAAGGAAAGAAAACAACAACAACAACCUAUCAUCACAGUAUUGCAUUUAUUUUGAGUAUUUUUUUCUUCCCUAGAAUUGUGCCCAAACCACAAAAAAUUCCAUUGUUAAAUAUGUCUCUCGGUAUACCUAGUCACCUUUUUUCUAAUACAAUCUUCCCCUUCAAAUUAUAUUCUCCCCCUUCCUUUUUUCUCUAACAAAUGUUUGAAGUAUCUUAUUGUAAAUUGUGCUUUUUUACCUACGUGAUUUUUUUGUUUCAAGAAAAUUAAUUCCAAGGUGUUCAUUUAACUUCUUUUUUAGUUUUUUUUGUGUAAACUAUUUUUGAUUACCCCCCCCCCGUGCUAUUUUUUAUUUGUUUUGGGAUUCUUUACAUUACCGCUGAUAUUAAACAUGUUUAGAAUUAUCUAUAAAUAAAAUGAAAUAAUGCAUACCGAUAACUCAGGACUUAAAUAUACAACAAACCAAAAAUCUAUUCCAGUUUUGAUUUAAGAUGGAUAUUAUCAGUCAGGACUCAGUAGCUGAAUGGAUAAUGCGAUGGCGUUUGAAAUGAAUGAUACUGGGUUCGAGUUCCAGAGUGGACAUCAACUCUGGGAUGCAGGUACAUCCAGCUGAAGA
Schistosoma mattheei is the source of this 2617-nucleotide messenger RNA. Lineage: Eukaryota; Metazoa; Platyhelminthes; Trematoda; Strigeidida; Schistosomatidae. The record is from the annotation of a GenBank genome assembly.